Messenger RNA from Micromonas pusilla CCMP1545, 933 nucleotides. RefSeq lists its product as uncharacterized. The record is from RefSeq and is a predicted model, not a curated record. Lineage: Eukaryota; Viridiplantae; Chlorophyta; Mamiellophyceae; Mamiellales; Mamiellaceae. The transcript has a single exon. Gene Ontology annotation, biological process: tRNA wobble position uridine thiolation. The annotation marks the transcript as partial. Gene Ontology annotation, molecular function: sulfurtransferase activity.
AUCGCCGUCGGCAUCUCCGGCGGCGUCGACUCCGCGGUCACCGCGUGGAUCCUGAAGAGAGCCGGGUACGACGUCGUCGGCGUGCUGAUGCGAAACUGGGACGAAGCCGAGGAGACGGGCGGCGAGUGCGCGUUCGAGAAGGACCAACGCGACGCCGCAGCGGUCGCGAGAUCGGUCGGGAUCGAGCUGAGAGAGGUCGACUUCGUGAAGGAGUACUGGCACGCGGUGUUCCAGCCGUUCUUGAGGGACUUCGACGGCGGCGCGUCGACGCCGAACCCGGACCUCGCGUGCAACCGGCACAUCAAAUUCGGUUCGCUCCUGAAGCACUGCCUCCUCGACGUGAAGGCGGACGUCCUGUGCACGGGGCACUACGCGAAAAUCGUGCGCGGUCCAAACGGAGUCUUCUGCCUGCACACUGCGGAGGACAAGGAGAAGGACCAGUCGUACUUUCUCGCGUCCGUGAAGCAAGAGGCGUUGAGAAACGCGUGCUUUCCCUUGGGGUGGCUGACGAAGACGGAAGUCAGGGCGAUCGCGGCGGGGCCCGCGAAGCUGCCGUCCGCGGUGACGUCGCGACGAAGCAGCCGGGGGAUCUGCUUCAUCGGACGAAAGAAAAACUUCGGAGAGUUCGUGCACGAGUACCUGCCCGAGGAAGGGAGAACGUCCGAGGCGAGCGCGACCGAUUCGGACGCGGCGUCGGGCGCGUUCGUCUCCGUCGUCGACGGCGCCGUCGUCGGCGCGCACAAAGGUCUCGCGCGUUACACGUGCGGCCAGGGCGCGCGCGUCGGCGGCGCGUCGGCGCCGUGGUUCGUCGUCGGGAAGGACUCUCGCGCGGGGGUGACCAACGUGUACGUCGCCCCCGGGUCGGAUCACCCGGCGUUGUUCGUCGCGACCGCCGCCGUGGCGCGGUGCUUCUGGGUCGAGGGGAAGUUGCCG